ACUGAGAGGCGCACUGCCGAAGCUGGGGGAGCGCUAAUCGAGGGGCGUGAACACAUCGAAGUAGGCCACGCACCCUCGCCCCUAGGUUUACUUCCAGGCGGCGCAGCCUGUACCGCGAGCCACGCGCUCCUCUGUUCGCAUUUCAUUUUUCCCCGAUAGUACAUUCAGUGCAACGGCACUUGUAGGAACCUGGCCAAUUCCCUCAAAGGAAAAAUGCAUUGCCACUCCUCGCACUGGGCCUUUUUCGGAGAUCUUGAAUCCUCGCACCAUAUUUGAUAGAGACAGGGUUCUGGCUGCUCGGUGGAAGGUGCAAGGUCAUGCUCGGCUAUUUGCUGUUGAUUCAGGUAACUGGGCUUGUGGCAGGCUGUUUUGUUUGGCUCUAUUCAUGGCCUUUAUACCUCAAAAUGUUGAAUGCAUCCGCCACUGGGUGCCGCGAUUAUUUGACAGAACAAAAAGGCCCAUUGGACGAGGCGCCUAGGAAAGUUGUCAGAAGUUGUGUCGUCUUUGGCCCACCAAACCUACUUUGGGCCAGAUUGAGAUAGGAGUCACCCCACUCACCUUGCUCGCUCUUUGGAGCGUCGUCGCUGCAUUCACUUUUUUUCGCCGGCUUUUUCCUCCGCACGACGUCGUUCGUCGCGCCCUUAUCCUCGGCGCCGCUCGACUCGCCAUCACAUUUGCCCGUCGGCUUCUCGUCGGCGUCGUCGUGUUCGUGAGCGUGGCCGUCGUCGUGCUCGUGGGCCUGGCCGUGACUGUGCCCGUGGCCACCCUUGAUCAUGCGCACGAACUUCUCGACCAUCAGGAACGCCAGGAUGCCGGCGAGAACCCAGAGCCCCACGCUCAUGUCAUGGGGGCCGUGAGCGUGGCCUUCGUGAGCGUGGUCGUCGUGAGCGUGGCUGCGGGCUGCGUGGUCCUCGUCGCCGUGCGGCAUCAGGGCGUGCGGGAUGAGGUGGAGGAACGCGUCGCCCAGCAGUCCGCCCGAAGCGAAGCUGAGCAGCACCUUGAGCAGCGACUCGUGGCCCGACCGGCUGUCGAUCGGGAUAAAGAAGAGGAUCACGAACGGCGCGAUGCUGAUGAGCAGCGUUGACCCUAGGGCACGGGCCCACAGCUCAUGGUGAAAAAACGCUUCGCCAUCACAUAUCCCGGGCACGAAGAGCCGAGCAGCAACAACAAAAGACGGCACCGCACCGACGGGUCAGACGUCGGGAACGGGGUCGGAGGCCGGCUGCGGAAUGGUCGCCGGCCGGCAGGAACCGGUGGCAGGAGGCUCUCCGAGGCUGGCCGCUGGAGACCAGUGGAGGGCUCCAUCUCGGCGGCCUGGUUCCUCUUGCAGACGUGCGUGUUUGUCUGCUGCCUCUUCUUCGUUUUCCUCUUCCUCAACCCGGAGUGCCUCGACACCCCGCGUCUGGAUUUGGACGGCCUCGGCAAGGCCCUGCGGCAGCGCAUCAUAGGACAGGAUGUCGCCCUCAACCGGGUGGUCGGCGCGAUAUCGCGCUACUUGGACGCCGGUAACUUUUCGUCUCCGCUCGUGCUCGUGUUUGUCGGCUGCUCAGGUUGCGGCAAGACCUACGCCGUCUCCAUUGUCGCCAAGCAGUACGAGUUCGCCGAGACGAUCGUCGCGUCCCACCGAAUCGCCCUCACCCGGAAGUUGAGGGACGACCUCGGGCACUGGCUGCGACGCACCGUGUCGUCGUGGCGACCCAACUUGAUCGCUGUCGACGACUUUGACCUCGAAGACGACUCUAUGCGACGGCAGCUGCAGGCAGCGUUCGCGUCGUGGGACCGGCUCGAGAUAACCGCAGAGCAGCCGACGGUCUUCAUUCUCGUCGUGACCAACGGCGCGGACAUCGCCGAGGGCUUUGCGCUGCGGAUGCUUGCGGACGAUCGUCCGACAAACGGCAGUCGCGACGUCGCGAUGCUCGUGAGCGCCUACCGGGACGUCUUGCCCCGCUGGAUGCGGGACUUCGAGGUCGUGCCUUUUCUUCCCAUGACCAGGGACGACGUCAAGGAGUGUUUCAGGCGAGAACUGUCGCAAAUGAAAGCUGGGAUCGAGGUACCGGACGACAAGCUGGAACGGUUGAUGGAAGAAAUUGCUUUCUAUCCUCCAGAGAGCUUGGCCUUUUCGGAGUCCGGCUGUAAAGAAGUUCCCAUAAAAUUGGCGUUGAAUUUUCCCUGAGUGCGGAGGUCCGGACGCUGCGCUGGCUUAGAAUGCGUAUAUUCUUGUUCCGAGAAUGCAUCGACACUGCGGACAAAGGGAUGUUGGGGUCUUUCAAUGCUAAAUGUAACAGGAGUCACUUACUAUUUAUUUUUCUGCGACUACAGUGCAAUCCACUUAUAAUGAUAACGAAAAAACCAGAAAAUUCAAUUGUUAUAACCGAUUAUCGAGUCUAGAAGCUCUAGAAACUGAUAGUUAUAAGCACCACAUCAUUUUAUAUGUUAUCGUUAUAAGUGGAUUGCACUGUGUGCGAGUUUCAGUGAUAUUUUUGCUGGACUGUUUUAGGACAAGUUCCUUAUACGCUUGUCACGUGGCAAAAUCUCCUGUCAUUUUCACAGAAUGACACGAUGCAGUCUGCGAACUCUCACCAUGAGCGUCAUGUGUGCCCUGUGCUAGGGGUGACGAGUGCCCGUAGUAUGAUCAAAGAAUAUCAUUCGAUGGAAGUGACAUUAAAUUUUACUGUGUGGCGAGGUUAUUAUCUUGAGUUAUUUUAUGUCUUUCUUUUUAUAGUUGGUACAAUGUACAUAAUGUUCAAGAAGUAUGUUUCCUUGUAGCAAACAUUGCUUCGAUGAAUUUUCCGAGUGAAUAUUUUGUUUAUGAACAGCACUAACAACUGUGUAAAACUAGAAUAAACGCCAUCAUUUCGGCCAAACAUUCAA
Messenger RNA from Ixodes scapularis (black-legged tick), 2871 nucleotides. Its product is annotated as torsin-1A. Bases 1109 to 2173 code for a protein of 354 amino acids. The transcript is spliced from 3 exons. The record is from RefSeq and is a predicted model, not a curated record. Gene Ontology annotation, biological process: cellular response to misfolded protein. Gene Ontology annotation, molecular function: ATP hydrolysis activity; ATP binding. NCBI's taxonomy places the organism in Eukaryota, Metazoa, Arthropoda, Arachnida, Ixodida, Ixodidae.